Molecule: messenger RNA, 1095 nt
Organism: Danio rerio (zebrafish)
Lineage: Eukaryota; Metazoa; Chordata; Actinopteri; Cypriniformes; Danionidae
Gene: lto1
Product: LTO1 maturation factor of ABCE1
Source: RefSeq, marked provisional
CACCCGUAAACUCUUCUGAUCAGGAAAGCAAGCUAUUUUAAUGUAAAAAUGGCAUUUGAGCCCAAUAAUGAUGAUUUGUUUGACUCCAUCAUCAUGGCCGAUGACAGGUUUCAUGUUGAAGGUUAUCAGGAGGGCUUUGACGAGGGAGUUCGACAGGGGACCAUCGAGGGUAGAAAUCACGGGCGGCUGCAUGGAGCCAAACUCAGUGCAGAGGUUUCAUUUUACUAUGGAUUUGCACUCGCAUGGAAAUGUCUCCUUCAAAGUAGCACUGAUGUUAAAGCAAGAAAAAGACUGAAAGCGAUGGAAUCUUUAAUCGGAGUGAUCCAAAACUUCCCAUAUGAAGACCCUCAGUAUGAGAAGCUUCAAGAGGACAUGGAAAGAGUACGCGCAAAGUUUAGACAGGUGUGCUCUUUACUGAACGUGUCGACAGACUUUCGAGAAUAUCUGAGCGGAUCGACAUCAAUGUCCUUCUGAGACUACCAGAAGCUUACAGCAGCAGUUAUGGCAAACUCAGAGCACCUCCGAGAGGCCAUUUAUAGGCGGACCGUGCUGACCAUCAUCUGCAAAGAGCCAGUGGUGAUGCGAGCAUUUUUGAGGUGAUCAUGUGUAAAAGAGUAGACCGGUUUCACUCUUACUGGUAAGGUGGAAUUGUGCAAACCAAACUCUGGAACUGAACUCUAGAAAACACUGAGUGAAAUGGUUUGAGUUGUAUUUUUAAGAGUUUUAAUGAGGGGAAAAAUUAAGCAAACGAGUCAGUCUAAUAUACAAACCAAAGUUUUGCUCUUCAUAAGAACUUUCCAUAUCCUAAUAAGGUACUCUUCCCUUGGGUGGAAUGACCUUAAUUUGCAAACAAUAGCUUUGAUAGAUAAAGGUGUUCAUGAAGACUAUAAACACCAUCUUGUGGUGGAAUUGGAGAUUGACUCUUGUUGUUAGGUGGCUCCGCCUGCUGGUGAGCUGAAAUUACUGCAGGAGUGUGAUAUUUGUAGAAGAACUACUAGUGUAAUGGAGAUGAGAAGCUUUUCGUUGAAAUCGCUCUGGAAGUUUUGACGAUUAUAAUUUAAUAUAUGUUGAUAUUAAAGGCAUUUCUUAACAAAA